AAAGCUUGGAGCCUGACUCCUUCCACACAUGAUCAUGAUGGUUCAGGUUUAGAUCACCUGGUGAGGUAAUGUGACUCUGAGAUAGGUGGUGGUGAUAAGUAAGGUUCAGGUUCCUACAAUAUAGGAUCCGCUCAGCGUAUAUCUUCUAUAUAAGAUCAUUCUCCUGAUUUACCCUUCAAGGAUGGAUAUGGAUGUGGACAAGAUGGCAGAGAGUAUAAUAAAUCUCACCCUAGAGAUCCUCCUCCGGCUUACUGGAGAGGAAUACACAGUAGUGAAGAAGACCUCUAGUGAGCAUUGUCAGGCCCCGGUAUCUGAAGGACGGGGAGGAAUCCUGAGCCCAAUAUCCAGGCCGACACCUCACAUCCCGAUACAUGAGAAAGUCAACAGAGAGAAGAUCCUAGAGCUCACCAACAAGAUCAUUGAGCUGCUGACUGGAGAGGUUCCUAUAAGGUGUCAGGAUGUCGCCGUCUAUUUCUCCAUGGAGGAGUCUGAAUAUUUAGAGGGACAUAAAGAUCUGUACAAGAACGUUAUAAUGGAGGAUCACCAGCCCCUCACAUCAUCAGUUAUAGAAGAGAGAACAACGCUGGAGAGAUGUCCUAGUCCUCUUCUUCCACAGGAUGAUUCAGAAGAACAUCAAAAUGUCCAAUAUGAUGAUCAGGUAGAUGAAGAUAAGCUUUUAAAUCUGGGUAAAGAUCUGAACAAUAUUAAGGCUGAAGAUACAUAUGUGAGGGGUGAUGAGCAGAUUAUAGAGGACAUUCCCACCGAUAACCACCCAGAGUCAUCAUACGAUUGUUGGCCGGCGACUUUUUCACAAAGUGAAAGCGGGACAACGAAACCAAAGUCCGCCCAGUCAAGCGACCAUUCGUUCCAGCAGCUCCCGCUGACAACUCACAAUGACUGUACCAGGAGCUCAGAGAAACAUGUGAUGUCAGAUAUUACAACAGAUGAUUGUGGUGUCACAGAAGAUACACAUGAAGAGCAUGCCAUUAUCUCAGACGUAUCCUCAGCCUUGCACAGCAAAGAUCUAUCAUCCGAUCCUUUGGAUGAAUUUCAAUCUUCUGAUUCAUCACAAACUGUUAAGCAAAAUAAAAGCCACAGAAAAAGUGUUCAUCAUCAAAGAAGUCAUACAGGGGAGAAGCCAUUUUCAUGUUCAGAAUGUGGGAAAUGUUUUCAGCUGAAAUCAAAUCUUCUUAAGCAUCAGAGAAUUCACACAGGGGUGAAGCCAUUUUCUUGUUUAGAAUGUGGGAAAUGUUUUCUGCAGAAAUCACAUCUUCUUAACCAUCAGAGAAUUCACAAAGGGGCAAAGAUAUUUUCUUGUUUAGAAUGUGGGAAAUGUUUUACUGAUAAAUCAAAUCUAGUUACACAUCAGAGAAUUCACACAGGGGUGAAGCCAUUUUCUUGUUUAGAAUGUGGGAAAUGUUUUCUGCAGAAAACACAUCUUCUUAACCAUCAGAGAAUUCACACAGGGGCAAAGCCAUUUUCUUGUUUAGAAUGUGGGAAAUGUUUUACUGAUAAAUCAAAUCUAGUUACACAUCAGCGAAUUCACACAGGGGAGAAGCCAUUUUCAUGUUCAGAAUGUGGGAAAUGUUUUAGCCAAAAAUCAAAUCUUGUUAUGCAUGAGAAAAAGCACACAGGGGAGAAGCCAUUUUCAUGUUUAGAAUGUGGGAAAUCUUUUACUGAUAAAUCAAUUCUUGUUAUACAUCAGAGAAUUCACACAGGGGAGAAGCCAUUUUCAUGUUCAGAAUGUGGGAAAUGUUUUAGCCAAAAAUCAAAUCUUGUUAUGCAUGAGAGAAAGCACACAGGGGAGAAGCCAUUUUCGUGUUUAGAAUGUGGGAAAUCUUUCACACAGAAAUCAUCUCUUACUAUACAUCAGAGAAUUCACACCCUCCUACCUCGCUCUGCCCAGCGCGUCCCCAUCGCCAUCUUGGAUCCUGGAUUGCCCGGCUGCCUGCGUUCAGUCUCUGCGAACCUGGGACUGUUGCCUGACCUCACCUGUCUUAGGCAUGACAUUGAUAAAAUCAGUGACAGGACCACUGAAGUGGAGCGGAGACUGGGUGAAGUGGAGGAUGUGGCCCAUCAGGGAGAGAACCAAGUCAGAGCCCUGCAGCAACAAGUGAGGGCCUUGCAGCCAAAAGUGGAAGAUGCCGAAAAUAGGCGAAAUAACAUACCCUCCUUUGUCGUUGAAAGAGCACAUAGAAUUCCUUUCAAACCCUUGCCGCCGGGUGCUCCGAUGCCCCCCUUCAUAUUGAGAGUUCUGAAUUAUGGGGGCCGUGAUGCCAUCCUGGCGGCAGCCCGUCAGUUACAGGACAUCAAAUUUGAAAACUCCAGGAUUUCGUUCUACCCGGACUUUUCCUCGGAGGUCCAAAAAUUACGACGCCAAUUUACAGCGGUGAGGGCUUGUCUGAGGGAAAAAGGCUUCCGAUAUGCUAUGUUGUAUCCGGCUCGUCUCAGGAUCCAGGAUGGAGAUUCUGUUAAAUUCUUCACUACUCCGGAGGAGGCCUCGGACUGGCUGGACGGGAAAGGCUGA
This is a messenger RNA of Bufo bufo (common toad), 2527 nucleotides long. RefSeq names its product zinc finger protein 436-like. Gene Ontology annotation, molecular function: DNA-binding transcription factor activity; RNA polymerase II cis-regulatory region sequence-specific DNA binding. Gene Ontology annotation, biological process: regulation of transcription by RNA polymerase II. The record is from RefSeq and is a predicted model, not a curated record. The transcript is spliced from 11 exons. NCBI's taxonomy places the organism in Eukaryota, Metazoa, Chordata, Amphibia, Anura, Bufonidae. The coding region runs from base 182 to 2527 and encodes 781 amino acids.